Molecule: messenger RNA, 932 nt
Organism: Rhagoletis zephyria (snowberry fruit fly)
Lineage: Eukaryota; Metazoa; Arthropoda; Insecta; Diptera; Tephritidae
Product: putative nuclease HARBI1
Source: RefSeq, a predicted model, not a curated record
AUGCUAAAAUUGUGUUGCGCACUGAGAUUUUUUGCGCAUGGCAGUUAUCAGCAAGCUGCAGGAAAUGAAUUUCAAUUGGGUCUUGCGCAACCUACAGUUUCGCUCAUUUUAAAGGAGGCAUUGCCCAUUUUAGAAAGAGAAAUUUGCAGUGCUUCGAUAAUCACAGAAAUGACAGAAGAAGAGAAGCAACAGGCAAGGAGCAAAUUUUUCUCCAGAUCAGGAAUACCCAACGUAAUUGGCUGUGUUGACGGAACACAUAUUGCGAUUUAUGCCCCCACCGCAAAUAGACACCUCUAUCUAAAUAGAAAAGGCUUUUUUAGUAUAAAUGCUAUGAUUGCUUGCGAUCAUGACAUGAAUAUCCGGUUUGUGGAUGCUAGAUAUGCUGGUUCUACACAUGAUUCGUUCGUGUGGAACAAUAGUUCAUUAAAGACUUAUUUGGAGAAUAUGCAUCAAAGUGGCGAUCAUAACUCUAUUUAUUUAGGUGAUUCCGGAUACCCACUUAGUCCUUAUUUACUAACACCCUUCCGCCAUGCAGACUCUGGAACUAGGGAGUCAAUUUUUAAUAAGAAGCACGCGAAAGCUAGAAACGUCGUUGAACGUACGAUCGGAGUUUUGAAAUGUCGCUUUCGAUGUCUCCUGAGUGAUCGAAAAAUGCGCUACGAUCCUGCUAAAGCAACAUCCAUUAUAAAUAUUUGUUGCGCUUUCCACAAUAUUUGUAAGAAAUUUAGAAUCAGUGAUCCAGAGGAAGCUGAAAUUUUUAUUGACACCGUUGUAUCAUCAGAGCCAAUCAGUGAAGAUGCCAAUAAUACAUCAGGAGAGCGCCGCAGAAGGCAAAUAGCUGAUGCUUUGUUGUAAAAUUAAUUGCAGUUCGGUUUAUUGAAUAAACUCAAAAUCAUUUACCUUACUUUUGUUCUUUUUAUUUCAUUUUAUAC